ACCCAGCCAUCCUGUGGGAGGGGAGGAGAGCUCUGCUGCUCCUGCUGAAAGGGGAGACAUGGGCAACACUCAAAAAAAGCCCCACUGCAAAGGGGACGGGGGUCCACACAGUGAGUCCAGCAACUCCCACCACCAUGGACAAUGGAAAAGCAAAGGAGGCAGCUCAGACAAGUACAAAGUCCCACAGGAGUCAAAGGAGAAUGUGGCCAACGGUUCUAACCAGAGUGCAUCGGCAGCUUCCAAGCCGGGUGAUCAGAACAGUAAGGGAAUUACAGGCAGGGGGAAAACAGAAGAAACUGUCAAUCUUGAUGUUCCAUGUGGAGCCCUACCCCCACAUUUGUCCCGGCUAAAGAAUGAAGGAAACCUGCUGUUUAAAAAUGGACAGUUUGCCGAUGCACUGGAGAAAUACUCACAAGCCAUUCAGGGAUACACUGACUCAGGGAUUGACAGUCCAGAGGAUCUUUGUAUUCUGUAUUCUAACAGAGCAGCGUGUUACUUGAAAGAUGGCAAUAGUCAAGAUUGCAUACAGGACUGCACAAGGGCCCUGGAGCUGCAGCCAUUCUCCCUAAAGCCCCUCCUGCGUCGGGCCAUGGCUUACGAGUCCCUGGAACGUUACCGAAAGGCCUACGUGGAUUACAAGACCGUCCUGCAGAUCGACACCAGCGUGCAGGCAGCACACGACAGCGUCAACAGGAUCACCCGGCUGCUGAUUGGGCAGGAUGGCUCAGAGUGGAGAGAGAAACUUCCAGAGAUUCCUCUGGUGCCUUUGUCGGCUCAGCAGCACCGCAGAGAGGAGCCACCCAGUGCAGAGGUCCUGCAGGCCCGAGCAGAAAAGGCUGCCAGGGAUGCAGAGAGGAGAGCAGAAAUCCGUUUUUCAGCUUUGAAGCAAGAAGGAAAUGAUUUUGUAAAGAAGGGCCAAUACCAGGAUGCUCUGGGGAAGUACUCAGAAUGUCUUAAGUUAAAGCCACAGGAGUGUGCCGUCUACACCAACAGAGCUCUGUGCUACUUGAAGCUGGAGAUGUUCACCGAGGCCAAGCAGGACUGCGACGCAGCCCUGAACCUGGAGCCGACCAAUAAGAAGGCUUUCUACAGACGAGCCCUGGCCAGUAAGGGCCUGAAGGACUACCUGGCCUGCAGCUCAGACCUGCAGGAAGUGCUGCGGUUGGAUCCCAACGUGCAGGAGGCAGAGAAGGAGCUGGAGGAGGUGACGGUGCUGCUCAGAGAGAGUCUGGCUCAUUCCUCAGAGGCCAAACCCAGGAGGAGCGUCCCCAUCACAGAGGUUGAUGAUGACGAGGACCUAACAGCUGUUCCUAACUCGGAGACCACCAGCACAGGAGAGGAUGUCACCAUCAACCUCAAGCCAACCAACGCCUAUGAAUUUGGCCAGUCCCUGAACGCAGCACGCUGCAGCGGGAACACCGCGGCCUGCGCUGAGCUGCUGGCCUCCACGUCACCAGAGCUGCUCCCUCAGUAUCUCAGCACGCAGCUGGACUCCGUCACCAUCAGCUUCAUCAUGCGGGCACUCCACUCACAUUUACUGGUGAAAAAUCCCAGCUUGGUGUACCAGCACCUCAGCCACCUGCACACUGCAGACAGGUUCCCCAUGGUCCUCAUGCUGCUGGAGAAGGACGAGCGGCACCUCAUGACGCAGCUGUUUGAGCACCUCUCAGCUGUGGAGAGCGCUGAGUUCACCAAGAUCACCUCCACUCUUUGGUCUAUGCAAACCACAAACUGAGUCCGCAGAGGCAGGAAGCAGCAGAACGUGUCCACAGCAACACCACAGGACUGAUGUAGAACCACUCUGCUAGCAGACUUCUGUUUGUACCGGCACCACUACAGCUGUGCUGCAA
This is a messenger RNA of Nematolebias whitei (Rio pearlfish), 1850 nucleotides long. RefSeq names its product sperm-associated antigen 1A. NCBI's taxonomy places the organism in Eukaryota, Metazoa, Chordata, Actinopteri, Cyprinodontiformes, Rivulidae. Gene Ontology annotation, molecular function: protein binding. The record is from RefSeq and is a predicted model, not a curated record. Gene Ontology annotation, cellular component: cytosol. Gene Ontology annotation, biological process: axonemal dynein complex assembly.